CGACGCCACGCCGCACAGGCGACGACCAUCGGCCGCGCGCGCCGUGUUUUUUCCCCCUCGAAUAUAAGGGCACGGGGACGCGCGCGCCCGGCUCUCCCCCCGCGACAAGGACCCCGCGACGAGGUGUGGAUAAUGGUAGCGAGGAAGUGCCGGCGUCGCCGCCGCCGUCGAGUGGCGUCCCGCCGUCGCCGGCAGCCCGAGCGUCAACGACAGUCCGGCGAAGGCGCGGAGUGAACGGCCUCGCGGAGUGAUCGACUCCUCGCCUUGGCUCCGCAGCACGCCCCGACGCUCAGGAUUUUAAGGCGUGGAGAGAGAGAGAGAGCGAGAGAGGAGGCUCUACCGUGCGCGUCAACUCCGACGGCGAUGCGUCGCCGUCUUCGUCGGCGGUGCGUGCGCGCGCGUGCGUGCGUCCCAACGUGCGGGGGGGAAAAAAGGGCUUUUCGCACUGCGGGAUAGCGUGCGCUGGUGAUCGAAGGGACCCCGGGAGUGAGCAGCGGCGUGUGCUCCACGCGGCGGCGUGCGUGUGCUUCUCGCGUGAGGGCCUCGUACGAUCGAGCCCGCCGAACGAACGCUCCGUUCCUCCCGUCUCCUCGGGAACUCGCGUGAGAACUCGCGCGGACAGGCGUGAAAACUCUUUCGCGUGGGAGAUUCGUGAGUGCGCGGACGAUACGUGCGCGCAUUUUCCCUCUCGGAUACUUCCCUUCUCGAUGUAUAAAGAAACUAAGAAAAUUAGAGUAUACCCGGCUGGCCGCGGCCUACGACCCGGUGAUAUACAUACGAAAUCGAUCAGCGUUUAAUUAAUAAUUAAAGUCGGAAGAUUGAAAUUCGAUACGCGAGCGACUCUCGCCGACUGAAUUUUUUUCCCCUGCGAAAACUUUUAAACCGUUUGCUACUAAUUCGCGCAUAAAUGAGAGAUUUAUUAAUUCACAGGAUGCAUUACGGUUUAUAAAUAAUUUCUAAUACUCUGUAUCGACUAGAAAUUUUGCAUAAUCGGUAUUCAAAAUUCCAAUCUGAGCGGAGAAAAACAAUAAGGGUAGAUAUAUAUAUAUACGUUCCAUUUUAUCGGAAAAAUAUUGGCCGAUUAUACCGGCAAGGAUCGAUACGUUAGACAAACAGAUGAUAGGCUUCCCAGAUUCGCACAGUGUGCGCAAAAUAAAGCCCGGCAAGGCAAUUUCGGCGUGCCACGAGAAUCCCUUGUUGUAACGGGGCUAUAUCUUCACUACCUGCACCCUUAUCGAACUAGUAGCUUCCGGCUGUUUUCCCAAUCAAACAUAAUAAAAUUCCACGGUUUUGCCUUUCGGAAAUUAAUACCCCGUGUACGAUAAUAAAUUCUCGAAACUCCGACGAAGUGUAUAGAAUUGAUAAAGUCAGCAUGCAAUUUUCCUAAUUAAAGUACCGACGUGUGUGUGUGUAUAGCAUGCGAAAAGUUUCGUGGAACUUGAUUCAGUAUCGGUAUAGCCGCGUUAUAUAAUGGACUAAUACAUCUUGGAUUAACGCUCUCCCAAUCAAUACGCUAUAACGCGCUGUUUAAUUCACGCGGCGGCGUUUAUUUUUAAUCGCGAGGGAUUCUUUAGUGUCGCGUAUUUUUCUAAAAUAGUGUAAAAAGCAAUCUACAUAAUGGGCACUGCGCUCGUCAAUGAACUUUCCAUAGACUUCAGUAUAGCCGCGAGAUAGGACGGGAAUAUAAAAUGGAAUGCUCAGUUUAUCGGCCAAGUAUAAAAAGAAGCGAUACUGUAAAUCUUAGGUAAACAGAGAUCGCUUGGCCACCAACAUUUUUAUUCCCACCGCCGCGACUGCAGUUAAUUACUUUGGAAUUAACAUAACAAUUACGAAGAAACAGCCAACGGAGGGAGACCAGAAUCUAGUUAUUUAUUUCGAGGAAGUUAGUUUUCCGGUUCAAGGGACUGUUAUCUUCCCCUCUUGAAGCCUGUUUGCAAUAACGUAAACUAUCAAGUUACAAACGCGAACUUGGUCGUAAGUCUCUCAAAAUGAAGCGAAAUGCAAAUGUGCUAAUCUCGUAACUUCCACGAUCGAAUGGACGAAGUAAUAAAAUAAUUCUCAGAACUUUCUUGAUUACGCGAGAUUCAAUGCUCACCCCCUUCGUAACGGAAGUUACCGAGUUCUUGAUGAUGAAAUUACACGCGAAACAUUUCCCGUAGGUUAUCAGAGCGGGGCGCAUUCAGCUUGAAAUAUUAAAACGCUCUAACAGGCCCAUCUGUCUAUUAACAUCUCUUCGGGACAAACUGGUGUACACGUAUACUUCAAGUUCCAUGCUCGGAAGUAAAAUAUUGCACGAGGGAAGAUCGAAUCCCGCGAACCUAUCCGUCUUACCUUCUCGUGGCACGUUGCCGCUUAAACGUUCCGCACGCGAUCGCGGCGACAACGAGCUUCCUUCCUAAGGCCGGCGUCAAGCCGGCGAUAAAGCCGAGAGUGAGAUGCGUGCACACAUGCCGGCCGUCGGAGAAAGACGAGGACAAUUGUCGCUUCCGGCGUGGGCGAAUUAUGAGACGACGGCACAUCGACCGACACGUGUUUGUGCUUUCAGUGGAUACCGCGAUCCGUCGUAAGCAUCUAGAGAUUUCUCCGGCGAGAGAGUGCGCGAGAGAGAAUCGUGACACACGAGAGGAGAAUCAGGUUGAAGAGUGCUUCGAAAUCUCAGUGUUGUUCCACCAGUGUUGUUGAAAAAAAAGCGCUAGAGAGAGAGAGAGAGAGAAAGAGGAUCGUGUAGUGUCGCGAAACUGGAGUAACCAGGAGAAGAGAAUACGCGAAUCCAGUUGGAUACACGUAGGGGCCCAGCAUCGUGGAAUGAGCGAUAUCUCGUGACAUAUCGAGUGGAUAAAAUCGGGCGCGAGAGUGCUCGAUGAAUUACAAACUGGUCUGUGCUGAUCUAACGCGAUAACGUCAUCGUCAAUAAUAAAAAAAAAGAGAUCCUAUUAAUAUUAUAAUCCUCUUCUGAAUAUAUAUAUAUAUGUAUAAUAAUACUAAUUUGUGUGGAGUGUGAUUAUAAAAUUUACCGUUUGUUCCAAGUUUGAGAGAUAUAUCGCCGUAUAAGAGAAAUCUAUAAAUGUAUACAUAUAUGUAUGUAUACGUGUAUAUACAUGUACGUCGUUGACGAAGAUGAUGUAGAGGCGUAAGAGCCGGCGCGCAGAGGAGAGAGGAAAGGUGACGCUUAACGACCAAACGAAUGUUGUCAAUUACUAUUUAAUCGUCGUGUUAAAGUUUCCACGUUCAAUUAUUAUAAAUGUUAAAAGUUGGUUCGUCUGUAGUCCCCCCGUUAAAUAAUCUACCUCUCUUAAGUAUCGACAACGAAGAAGCUCUUGGAAAACGGCCUAUAAACUGUAUCUAUGUGUAGAGUGCUACGGAUGCUCGGCAGUGAUUGUACCUGGUUUGAUAAGGUAUUAAAUCUCCUUCUCGGAAAGGAGUGAAAACGAGGGCGCCCGUUUUUCCCGUUUCGAAGAUAACAACGGCGGCAUGAACGUACGAGACUGGUUACAAAGUGCCACUUGCAGAGUAUCGCGCGAUCUGGAGCGUUCUAUCAAGAUUGCAACCCAACGACUUCCAAACUUUGUGUACGCAGUGUAGCCUGUAGAACGCGAAAAGAGAGACUUGAUACAUGUAGACGUAAAAGUGAUCGAGAAAUCGUAGGACAUAGUUAGACUAUGUGUGAAAUGUGAGAAUUCGAAAGAAGCCAACAUGGAGAUCAUCACGAAACGCGACGCAACGACCAAAAACUCGACUAUACCAAUGGCCUCCGUGAGGUUCGCCAAGCUGCAAUUCAUGUUCCUUCUUGGUCCACAAGGGGGAAUGUGACUUGAUUUGGGGGAACGAGCCUCGACGAUGAAUCGCCUCAGGGAUCGUCAAAUAGAAAUAUAGGCGCAUAACAAACAAGAAAAAUUAAGAAGAUACGAUAAAAGUAUUUGCGACGCGUAGUGCGACUAGAUAAGGCUGAAAUAUGGAUUCGACGAAAUUGGGUGGUCCAACACCGACUAGUCCGAGGACUCAUUCGCCAGUCCUGCCGAGCUACGCCGCGCCCGGCGAAGGUAAUAUCGAUUACAUCAUAGGCGAUUACAUGGAGAGACUAGGCACGAGACUGAAUAUCCUCGAAACUGAGUUGAAGUAUGCGUGGAGAGCGCUUGAUCUCCUCAGCCAGGAGUACAUCAAAAUGUGGGAAAGAUUGGAAAAGCUGGAGGGUCUGCUGUACGAGCAGCAGACGGUCAUCAGCCAGUUGAUCGAGUUUUAUACCAGCGGUGGCACUCACGACAACGUGGGUAUCGUUGAGGAAACUUUGGCCAACCAGGAGGACUCGGUGGGCGAGCUAGACGCGAUAGCGAAGAGCCUGGGUGCUGCGAUAAGUAUCGAGGAGACCACCGUGCUACGGGAGAAACUGGCUCAACAGGAGCUGGCGAGGAUGCACGGACUCACGCAGGACAGUACAACGGCCGCGGCUGUGGUCACCGAUAUGCACAGGAAUGUCAGGAAUUUAGACACUUUGGAGACCCUCGAGGAAGAGGGUAACAUUCCCGACGAAGCAUUCUACAGAAGCCUCAAUAACGCCUACAGGGAGGAUCUGAUUUGCGGCGACACGUCGAGACCGACGUCGCAGCUGGGUAUGAUCUGGGAAGAGGCCGAAGAUGAGGACAUAAACGGUAAGAAAGAGAUCGAGGCCAGCAUCUUCGAUAAGACUAUACCAAAGGAAAAAGAACUGGAAGAGCUGUCCAGUCAACCGACCAAGGAGGAAGUGCAAACCUCCAUAAUGAAGAAGGAGGACGAGGCGGACGAGGAUGAGGGCGAGGUAUUCAGCGCGGCAGAUUACAAGAGCUAUAGAGGGAACACGCCGUGCGUCAGUGAGCAAGAUCUCGCUCAACUUUCCAGACUCAGCUCUCUCGAUCAAGUGGCGUUAGAAAAGUUGCACGAAAUAGAUAGGCUAACCAGCAAGUUGCAAAAAGAUUCGCAAAAUCUGAUAGAAUUGCAAUCGAGACUGAUAGACUCGCCGAAGCGAACUCAAUAUGCAUCCGAGGCCGAAGCGAAACUGGCCGAGGAGGCGAGUAGCAUAGACGAACAAUUGAGGAAGAUAUACGCGGAGACUGACGUGGACAGCUGGACUUUCUCCAAAAGUCCCAGCUCCACCGGCAGAUCGAUCUCCAGAGUCAGCACCGACAGCGGAUUGGCCACCGAUGGCGACUUUACAACGAGAUCUAUAUCGCCAAGACUGACCUCUACGUCCAGGAGUAAUUUAGACUCCAUUUCGACUACUUAUACCCCGCCUAGAUUAGGAUAUACAUCUGCUAUACUAGAAAAGAGCCCGGAGCCCGUGAUCCAGUUGCCGAUCGAUGUCGGUAGCUUCGCAAAGGGAUACGCAGAAAACAAGGAAUUGACAGAUCUAAUGGCUGAGAGCUUCGCGACCGCUGUCACCUGCGCCUCGCCCAAUAUGUAUAGCACAACCACCGAGAAGGUACCGUCGCCCACUUUGUCGGCCGGCAGCGUACACAGCGUUCACAGCGUCCAGGGUCUCCGCACCAGACAGGACGGUUACUUUGGCAGCGCAGCUCGGCUCAAUCUCGAAUUCCAGGAAAGUCGUACGCCACCUAGUCCGUCGCCUAGCUCACCACCACCACCGGCGCCGCAAGACACCACCGAAUCCUUCCUCAUGUCCGGCACAGAACAAAGGGAACCGGACGCGAAGAGGUCUCAGAGCCCGAGCUUUCUGCGAAACGCGGAAAAAUUGGUCUCCAUGGAGCAGGGUCGUCUCAGUCCCCGCACUCCUCAUUCGCCCAAAUCACCACGAGUCUCGCCGAAACAUGCGGUUAAGCCUGGCAGUGCCGCUAACAUAGUCACAGCUAAGUCCGAUUCCGGUCUGUCCUCUAUGAGCGGUUGGAGCAGCUUAGACAAGUCACCGUGUUCCCCGAAGAGUUCCAUUGCUAAGAUGCUGACUUCUUAUUCGGUGGAUCACACCCGCGCGAGUAGUCUCAUUCCUAGCACGCAGCCCGCCAGAACAACCAGCCCGAUACCACCGCUUCCAGAAACGACUACCACCACCACUAUCACGCAGGAACCUCUCUAUGACACUCCUGAGGGUAGAGACGCCUUCGCGAGCACUAUGGCGACUACAUCUGCUCAUCCUUACACAACGACAAUGAAUCACUUGUCGGCAUAUACGACCGCCAGCAAGUCACCAGCGAAAGAAGACUAUACUUUUGCGCCACCGCCAGCUCCGGGUGUAACUACUACCUGUCAAAGUCCCAAAAAACGUCCAAGUCGUCAACAGAGUAUUCAUCCUUAUGGCUCGACGGUCUCUGGUACGAAUGCGGAUUAUAUCUACAGAUCGGAACAACCGGCCAUUUAUUCCGUGGCCGGUAGUAAUCGACAGCAAGCCAUUACAAGUGUCUAUACCAGCGGUUCUGGGAGCUACGGGCCCAAGACUACCACCUCGGCUUACUAUUCUUCCUCCGAUCCGAUGGACCAAUAUGCCAACUACCAGGACAGUUAUGGCACUCUUCAAUACGUGGAGACGACGAAUACCAUGGCACACGGCAAGAAGCCGAUACGCGGAAGCUCUUUCACAGACGGCAUGACGAACCACGAAGGAUACAAGGCGGCGAUGUAUCGCACGAUGUUUCCCACUGGCAACAUCACGGAUGCUCUCUCAUACUAUCCAACCAGUAUGACUAAUUUGCCACGUACGGAGACAACCGAGAGUUCGUCAUGGUUAAACUCGAUGGAGGAACAGAUACCUCACGACUCGACAUCUUCCAGCAUCAGAUCCUUGACUUCCGACGGAAGUUAUGCGCAAAGUCCAUACACGGACCGGAGGUAUCCCCAGCCUCCGGCCUACCAAGCGCAUUCGGCGUAUCAACAGCAUCACAUUUACGCAAAUCAGAAUUAUCCUCAAGCCUAUCAACAGCAGUAUCAGCCGUAUAGUCAGCGACUGAGCAGUGCCGAGAGCGCGCAACUCGCGGACGGUUAUCAAAGGCAAUGGCAACGAGAGCAUCAAUAUAUUCAGGAUCUCGAGAGCGGAAGGAUGGAACAACAGCAGACGCAGCAGGGCGAGUAUUAUGACGCUUCGAGUGUGAUAGUCUCGCAAUCCGGAUACAUCAGUAUCUCCUCGAAUCUGAAAGAUCACGAGGUCGAUACAAGCAAGCUAUCGAAGAAGGUCAGGAGAGGCUCUUCGCUGAAGAAUGCGAUGAGCUCUAUGAGCAACUGGCUGCCCGAUUUGCAUCUUACCAAACGUCACAGAAGUCAAUCGUUACCAGGCGGUGUCAGAAGAGAAGAUCUGGACGUGCCGCAAGACGGCCAGCAACAAAGACUGCCCGCUGAAAUGUUAGGCAGAGGUCGGGGCAGGGGUCAGGCCGCCAGAAAAAAGAAAAAACACACAUUGGUUUCCACGGUCUCCGGCAUUCUUCAGAAGGCCAAACGUCGCAGUCAUCAGUCGCAAUCUCUGUCCGAUCCGGAACAGUCAGAGACGGAAUGGAGCAGUGGUCGGCAAAGCGGUCUCUCGGAAGAUGAGGAUAGCGUCAUAUCUGACAUCGUUCAAGAACCGCCUUUCUUCGCCAAGGUAAAAACUGCGAGCACGAAGAGGAAGCAGCCGUCUCCGCAGCAAAUAAUGGCACAUCAACAGCAGCAGCAGCAGCAACAAAUAAUGAUACAACAGCAGCAGCAGCUGCAGCAGCAAGCACAGCUACAGCUACAAGCGCAACAAAAGGAAUAUAUGCAGCAGCAACAGGCACAGCUACAACAACUCCAACAACAACAGGCGCUUCAACAACAGCAACAAGCGCUUCAACAGCAGAUUCAACAGCAUCAGGAGCAGUUACACCAACAGGCUCUUCAAGAUACAUGGGCUAAAGAGAAAGAGCAAAGAAAGAUUGAGGUGAACGAGCACGACGCGAACGACCAGACGGCUAUGCUCGAAGAGGAAACUUCGGGAAAGAGUACCGGUUCGGGAUCCGGCGGGUCGUCAAUCUUCCAAACCGUCGGCGAUAUUAAGAGAUCGACAGGCAGUUCGGAUGAGGCGCCCAAUGAGAAGGCGCCGAAACUGCCUCCAGUUACUUUGAUCGGUGGUUCGAGCAUGGAAUUCGCAGUGUCGCGAGCGCUCGGCAAGUAUCGCCAACGGCAAUCUUCAACGGUGUCCGAUGAGCAAUCGACGACUGACGGCGAGAACAAUGAAAAGAAGUCGAUCGAGGAGGGCCCAGGGCAGACUUUGGAAACGAGCUUCGAGUAUCCGGAAGAUAUGUCGGAGAAGAGUGAAAAGAGCGAGAAGUCUGGCAGCGCGAAACUACCGGAACUGGUCACCAGUUUGUCGGAAGAGGCCCCGCCGUCGGAGGGCAGUCCAUCGGCGUCCGUAAGGGGUUACAAUACCACGGGAGGAUCUCGAUUUCUACCGCGCCAUCAGCAAUCCCUAGAGAUUCCGUGGACUGGAUCGCGACCGGGUGAACCUGACGAGGAUAAUCGCAGUACUCAUUCGUAUAGAAGCACAUCGAGAGUGUCCUCGAGGCGGCAAAGCACCGAGGACUCGAUCGAUUCCGAAGACGAAUGGUACUGUUACGAAUUAAGAAAACUCGAAGAGCUGGAGAGACAGUCCGAGAUGGAGAUGACAGAAGCAUUGAUCGAAGAACCCGAAGACGAGGUUUAUCAGCCAGACGAAACGGUAAAAGAAAAGAUGUCGUUUGUACUGAAGGAGCUUAAGCUCAAAGCCGUCACGAAACCGAAGGAUCAGAGAAAGGAGGGUAGAGAAGAAUCGCGAAGUAGGAUGAACGGUACGGUCAUUAAGGAACAUCGCUUCGAAGAGAAUGAUAGCAGGUAUCGCGACGAGAAGCCUAUACCUAAGCGAAAGUCUGCAGAAAGUGUAGAGGCUGUGUUCGCCAGGGUGACCGACUACCAUACGUGGGCGCACGAGCUAGAAGCCAAAAAGGAGAAGCCUCCACCGUCCACUGAAGAGGGUUCCUCCGGCGAAACAUCCGGUCCGGACAGUCCCGGACAGUCGAUGGACGAGGAAGAAGAAGAGGAACUGCCGAAGGAUCUCGAAGAGCAACAAUCACGACGAAGCUCCAACGGUUCGACGUUACGUCACAGCGAGAAGAUGCCACAGGGCUCGGAUUCUUUAUCCCGCGAAGGUAGCGUAAGUGUACCACCUAGCGAAGUGUCGGUCAGCAUCCCGGGAGCUUGGGAUUCUGAAAGCACUGUCCUUGAAGGCCUCGAGCGCGAUGGAGCCGGUAGCGCCGAGACGGCUACCACGGCGACCUUGAGUCUACCGAAGAUCAAGAUCGACUCCUCGUCCUGCGGAAGCUCGGACACGACAUUGAAGGAGGGCCAGGUGAGUCCUGGCCCACCCGGGUCCAAGUGGAAGCUGCUCAAGGCCUUGAAGGAACGUAAGGCCGAGGAGAAGCUCAAGGAGGUCGAAGAGGCCUCUAAGGAGACCGCUAUCUCUCAGGGACCCACGGCAAACGGCAGCGGGCCGGGCGGCGAAUCCGGUGGACGAGCGAACGGACAUCCAGGCGACAAUCCCUUCUACAGCACCAUCGACAGCAUGCCGGACAUUCGACCGCGCCGGAAGUCGAUACCAUUGGUUUCCGAGCUGGUCUUGAAGACCAUGGCAGCGACGAAGAGGAACGCUGGUCUCACAUCCGCCGUACCUCGAGCGACGCUGAACGACGAAGAGCUGAAGAUGCACGUGUACAAGAAAACUCUGCAAGCGAUGAUCUAUCCUAUAUCGUCGACCACUCCUCACAAUUUCGUCACCUGGACCGCCACGUCGCCGACGUACUGCUACGAGUGCGAGGGUCUUCUCUGGGGCAUCGCUCGACAGGGAGUGCGAUGCAUGGAGUGCGGUGUCAAGUGUCACGAAAAGUGCAAGGACCUCCUGAACGCCGAUUGCUUGCAGAGGGCGGCUGAGAAGAGCUCAAAGCACGGCGCCGAGGAUAAGGCGAUGAGCAUAAUCACGGCCAUGAAGGAGAGAAUGAAGCAGAGAGAGCGAGAGAAACCGGAGAUCUUCGAGUUGAUUCGCACGACGUUUUCAGUCGACCCGGAUACGCACAUAGACAGCCUCGAGCAGGCCGAACAGAUCGUCCUCGAGGGUACCAGCAAGUGGUCCUGCAAGAUCGCCAUCACAGUGAUCAGCGCUCAAGGAUUAAUCGCCAAGGAUAAGAGCGGCACAUCCGAUCCCUACGUGACGGUCCAAGUUGGUAAAGUGAAGAAACGCACGAGGACUAUGCCGCGAGAGCUGAACCCAGUAUGGCACGAGAAGUUCUAUUUCGAGUGCCACAACUCUUCCGAUCGGAUCAAAGUACGAGUGUGGGACGAGGACAACGACCUGAAGUCGAAGCUGAGGCAGAAACUGACGAGGGAGAGCGACGACUUUCUUGGGCAGACCAUCAUCGAGGUCCGGACUCUCAGCGGCGAGAUGGACGUCUGGUACAACCUGGAGAAGAGGACGGACAGGAGUGCAGUGUCGGGCGCCAUUCGACUGCACAUUAGCGUCGAGAUCAAGGGCGAGGAGAAGGUGGCACCUUACCACGUGCAGUACACCUGUUUGCACGAGAAUCUCUUCCACAGCCUGUGCGAGGAGAACGGCGGCCUGGUGAUUCUGCCUCAGGGGCAGAAGGGCGACGACGCCUGGAAGAUCUACUUCGAUCCUCCCGGCGAGGAGCUCGUCGACGAAUUCGCCAUGCGUUACGGCAUCGAGAGCAUCUACCAGGCGAUGACGCACUUCCACUGCCUUUCGACAAAAUACUUGUGCCCAGGAGUGCCGGCUGUGAUGUCGAUCCUCCUGGCUAACAUCAACUCUCACUACGCCCACACGACCGCUAGUCCGUCCGUGUCGGCCAGUGAUAGAUUCGCCGCCAGUAACUUCGGGAAAGAAAAAUUCGUCAAGCUACUGGAUCAGCUGCACAACUCCCUCAGGAUCGACCUGUCGAUGUACAGGAACAAUUUUCCGGCCUCAAGCCAGGAGAAGCUGAUGGAUCUGAAAAGCACCGUGGAUCUGCUGACGAGCAUCACGUUUUUCCGUAUGAAGGUCCAGGAACUGUCGAGCCCGCCGCGUGCCAGCACUGUUGUGAAGGACUGCGUGAAAGCGUGCCUGCGAUCGACCUACCAGUUUCUCUUCGAGAACUGUUACGACCUGUACAAUCGAGAAUUCCAAGCGGAUCCGAACGAGGCGAAACGGGAGACGGACGAUCAUGGGCCGCGGCUCGACUCGCUCGACUUCUGGCACAAGCUGAUCGCCCUGAUAGUCUCGGUAAUCGAGGAGGACAAGAACAGCUAUGCGCCCGUGUUAAAUCAAUUCCCUCAGGAGCUCAACAUCGGUCAACUGUCGGCGGCCACGAUGUGGUCCUUGUUCGCAGUGGACAUGAAGUACGCCCUGGAGGAGCACGAGCAGCAUAGACUGUGCAAGUCCUCGGCCUAUAUGAAUCUGCACUUCAAAGUCAAGUGGCUGCACGCCAACUACGUCAAGGACGUGCCGCCAUAUAAGGGCGCCGUGCCAGAAUACCCGGCCUGGUUCGAGCCCUUCGUCAUGCAAUGGCUCAAUGAGAACGAUGAUGUCUCAUUAGAAUAUCUCCACGGUGCCUUUAGUAGAGAUAAAAAGGAAGGCUUCCAGAAGAGCAGCGAGCACGUGCUCUUCAGCGUUUCCGUCGUCGACGUUUUCACACAGCUGACGCAGUGCUUCGACGUGGUGUCGAAGCUAGAAUGUCCGGACCCGGAGAUCUGGAAAAGGUAUAUGAAGAGAUUCGCGAAGACCAUCGUCAAAGUUUUGGUGGCUUACGCGGAUAUAGUGAAGAAGGAAUUCCCCAGCCAUCUGAAGGAGGAACGAAUUGCGUGCAUUCUGAUGAACAAUAUUCAACAACUUCGGGUGCAAUUAGAAAAGAUGUUCGAGUCGAUGGGUGGCAAUAAGCUCGAGGAGGACGCGGCGAACAUAUUGAACGAGCUGCAACAACAGCUGAACGGCGCUUUAGACGAUUUGGCUAUACUAUUCGCGAACAAUUUGGAACCGCAAAUAACAGUUUCCGUCAAGGAGGUAGGAGACCUCUUGUGCGCUAUCAAAGGCGGAGGACAGGUAACCCUGUCGCAGCCCCAAAGAAACAACGUAACCCUGGAGGCCGAAGAAGUUUUGAGGCCGCUCAUGGUUCUGCUCGACGGUAGCCUAUCUCUGUACGCUGAAUCGUGCGAGAAAACGGUAUUGAAGAGAAUGCUGAAAGAACUGUGGAAGAUAGUCAUGAGACUUUUAGAAAAGACCGUCGUUUUGCCACCUAUGACGGAUAAGAGUAUGAUGUUCAAGAAUCUGACGGAUAAUGCUAAGAAUCUCGCUGCGAACGCCAAGAUAGAAGACAUGUCGAAGCUGUUUAAGAACCACAUGGCCGGGAAACCCGAUGUCAAGAAUGCCCUCAGCGGAGUUAUGGAUAUCUCCAAGGAAGUGGAGAAGAAUCUUUCGCCGAAGCAGUGCGCGAUACUCGAAGUUGCUCUGGACACGAUCAAGGUGUACUUCCACGCCGGCGGUAACGGCUUGAAGAAGAUAUUCGUGGAGAAAUCACCGGAACUGCAGAGCCUCCGUUAUGCGUUGAGCUUGUACACGCAGACGACGGACACUCUCAUCAAGACCUUCGUUACUUCACAAGUCAACCAAGUGCCGCUGAACGACGCGUCAACGCUACGUCAGCGUCAGCGUUCGAUGAGCAGCGAGAGAGGUGACGAAGGGGAAGGAGCCGAGGGUAUGGAAAGCCUCGAGGAACCCCUUCGCCAGAGCAAGCCCUCUCUUCGUCGAGAGAGCCGACAAGUUCCAGAUACCGCUGGUUCGGAUGAGGGUUCGGUGGGCGAGGUGAGCAUCCAGGUGGAUCUCUUCACGCACCCGGGAACGGGAGAGCAGAAAGUCACCGUCAAAGUUGUAGCCGCGAACGAUCUCAAGUGGCAGUUGGCGACGGGCAUGUUCAGGCCGUACGUUGAGGUGAAUCUAAUCGGACCGUAUCUUACUGGCAAGAAGAGGAAACAGUCGACGAAAUCAAAGAGCAAUAACUGGUCGCCGCAAUUCAACGAGAGCUUCGACUUCAUGAUCGGUAACGAGCAACAACAGCUAGAUUUCUACGAAUUGCACAUCUGCGUGAAGGAUUACUGCUUCGCGAGGGAGGACAGGCUUGUCGGAGUCGCGGUGAUGCAACUCAAGGACAUCGCCGAGGAGGGCUCGUGCGCGUGCUGGCUGUCGCUCGGCAAGCGUAUCCAGAUGGACGAGACCGGCUGGACGAUCCUGCGCAUUCUCUCGCAGCGCAACAACGAUGAGAUCGCCAAGGAGUUCGUAAAGCUGAAGAGCGACAUCAGGCAGGAGACACCGCUGCCGAAUCCUACUUGAGGAGAUACGACGUUGAGUCAAUAAGCCGAUAGCGAAGCAAUUCGAGUACUUCGAGCUUGGAAAGAGCCCGAAGAGGCGAAAAAAGAGAAGGGGAGGAAGAAGGAGCAGGAAGAAGAGGAGGAAGAGAAGCAGGAGGCCGUCCAAAGGGGAUCAGCAUUUGAUGCCUUCGGUGCCACAAGCGAACGAAACCUUUCACGAUUCCGCGAGAGAGAUGUAAUUCGCGCGAUUCACCCGGCGAGAACAAUCGCCCCGAACCCUUCCGCCCUUCUUCGCCGAGAGGCACACGCAAUCCAAGGAGGGAACAAUCCUAGCAACGGGAUUCGAUUUACCGCGGAGCGACUUCUUCUCUCCAGCUUCCCUCGCGCCGUGGAGUUCAAUCGAGCGUAAUUCCUCUCCCUUUUUUACGAGACACACACACACACAUACACACACAGAGCUUCAACCCCGUCCCUGGACAGCGACGACGCACCGGGAACCACCAUCUUCCACAGAUCUCGAGAUAGGACGACGAGCUAGGUCGAUCCCGCGUGGUUCGGCGUUCGUCCUGCGUACGACUACAAUAACGAAACAAAAAAAGGGCGAUUCCUCCCGCCUGCGUUUAUAGAGAGUUUAAGUAAUCGAGGAGGCGCGGAGCUCGCGACAAACGACGACGACGAGCGAUGCUCCGGCGCCACACGAGGCAAGAGACACGUCGGACUCUUCUUCGAGUGCGAGAGACGCAGAGGGAGACGGAGAUACGAGGGAGAGAGUGUUCGCUAGACAAAAAGACGCGAAACGUGAAAACAGUGCUGCCAGUACGCAAUAUAUUUGGUAAUAUUCGUAAUGUAAGAUAGGACGAGAGACUUAACACCGCGAAGAAACUAAACGUACGGUGCUUCGCGCAGAAGGCGACAGAAACUCUCUCGAUCGGACGCGCCGUUCGCCGUUCGCCGAAAGACUGACUUCGAGAUGAAAGAAGAGGACCGAGAAGCGAGUCCACGGUACGGUGGGUCCUUGACCGCGACGCGGCCGCAUGUGCUGUAAACGGAGGGACGCGAAGUCGAGUACACACGGAAUCGUAUAUACAUAAAGUUUACAUGCCACGCGCACACACAUACACCCACACGUAAGGUUUACACGCGCGUGCGCGCAAUACGACCGCGUCGUUUCUAGGCCGUUUGUUCGGAAGGACGAGAUUUACUGUAGAUACGUGAAAACAUUGUUGAGACGAACAAGUUUUUUCUAAAUAUACAGUUUAAAUGUAGCAUUGCGUACGACCAAAUAGGCACGUCCUGUGGACGUCACGUAGCGACGUGCCGUUAGUAAUAAAAGAAAAAAACAGAAAAAAGUUAGUAAGGCAUUGUAAUUGUAAAGUACGUUCUUAUUCGUAAGAUUAUACCAGAGAAAUGAUCGUAAGAGUCUGACUGUUGCUGAUGCUGUUGCUGCUGUUGCGAAUGAUGCCGUGAUCCGCCCGAGAGCUUCGGAAGCCACGCGAGAGCAGCGUGUACCGAUUCCAGACUGACGUGCGAGCUGAACGGGAUGCACGCGCGUUGAUCCCGCGCUUCCGGAAGUAGCGAUACGCCCGGCACGCGGCUGCGAACCCGAAUCCACGUUCUUACGAACUGGCGAACGAGCGAACGAGCCUGCAAAAUUCAACUCCCUUACACUCUCGCAAUUUGUACCGUCGGUGCUCGGAUAUUCUGGAUACUCGGAGUAUUAUCCGAGUGUGACCGAUCAUAUUAGGAUGUCGCCCAAAAUUUCGUGCUCGAUAAUUUCCGAGCUAUUCGAAUGAUAUCCGUGAACUUGAAUCCGGCUACUUGUAAUCUUGUAGCGCACGCAAUUGUACCGUAGCUUCUGAUUCUUUUUAGCUGUUAUUGUUUUUUACGCCAUCUCGGAACGUGGCAUGAGGCACCGGACGUUAAAGCUGCUAUUAUUAGUACGACUACCGCUACCGUAUAUUAGCUUCAUUCGCAUCUUGUACAACUUGUCUCGUGUGCGUAGCGGUCGUUCGCCCGUCCGUGGAAACGCAACUGCCGCGUUUUCGCCGGUGUCUUUCGUCGGGAAGCUCGUGUCGCGCGAAAAGGUGGGUAGGGAACGAUCGACGCCCCUCUUCGCUACGUCUGCUACGAUCGCACGAAGCUUCGGUCGGAUCCCUCCGUGAGAGAAACUCGAAGGCACGCGACCUCGUAUCUGAUGAAUCCAGUCAUCGUCCAGCCCAGGGCUGCAGAGUCGGGCGGGGCAAGUACAACACAACUCCGGAGAUUACGCUAUUAUAUUCAAAAGUUUCUACUACGUAGUACGUCUAGAUUAUACUUACGUAUUGUGUAUAGUGUCUAAAACUGCUGAUGUAGCUGCGAGCGCGGGAUUUUCGAUCGGCAGACAGAGAAAGAAAGGCGAGGGCCAUCUCGAAAGUGAACGUCCGAUUAUCUCAGCUGCAGGUGCUUGCCAAAUUUGAGUAUACGAAGCAUCAGGCCACGAAUUAAAGGAUUCCACGUAACAGUGAUCGAGCCCACCUCUUCAAGAAUCUGAAAGAAUUAAUCUUAACGUUAAGAGAAGUAAAGUAAUCGUAUGUAGAUUAGUAAUUUGUAUUCGCUAAAUUUAGAUUAAUUUGUUCAAGUGCUGUCGAAAAGGAAAGUGGGACAGACAUUGUCAGGGCAUCGAAUCCUUCAAGGUCUCUUUCGCCAGUGGCGCAUACGGUACUCGAAAUUGUAUUAACAUUCUGUUGGAAGCUCGUUGACUUCAAUUCGGCGAUCGAUUCUCACGAAGCACCUGCAUCUGCCGCUGACGGUGUCGGAAAAAUACCAAGCUGGUAGGAAAGAAAAACACGGGUCCGCGAUCUCGCCACCAUCUUCAUUUGUAAAAGUGUCUAUUUUCUCCGCUGCCUAACACUAAGUACAUAAUUACUUAAUACGAAAGGGCUGGCGAAUUCGGCACUCAGAUCGGCCUCGUCGACGGGGCCCACCUAGACGGAUUACCUCGACACUCGUACCCCCCCCCCCCCGAUCGCAGAUCCACCGCAAUCACCGCGACCGUCGACGGGGUCGGCCGCCAAUUUUUCCUCCUACUCUCCGCUUCGAUUAAUAUCUUGUAAGCUUAAUGAAAAUAUCUCGUGUAUUCUGUGAUAAUUACCCCUUAAAGAGGACACCGACACGCUACACCGUACACGCACAAGGAACAUAUACACGUACACGUACGAGGGGGAGUCCGCGUACGCGGAAGGUGGAAGUUGUACAGGAGCUGGAAACAGACGACAAAGGUAGAUGCGACUACAACAUCACACCGAUCCUAUGAACAUAGCAACAGUAUUUUUCUUCUUUAAAUACAUUCCCAUAUUUCUAUUCUCUGUAAACGUCCGAGGAGUCUCGUCGCGAUAAUGGAGGUAAAAGAAAACGAGAGAAAGAUAUAUAUACUUACUAUAUAUAUAUAUUUACAUUAUAUGCAGAGUGAACCAGGGAAUCGCCUCCACUUCCCCUCGUCUGUCGAUUCUGUGAUCAAUUAGCAGUGGAUUUCUCCUCGACGAAAGUUUUAUCCUUUUUCACAACUUUCUAAUGUUAAAUACGUAUCUAAGCCUGAAAUAAGAGCACUGUGAAAGUAAUAUUCACUUCGAAUUAAACAAAGAAGGCUCCGUCGUCUCUACCGCUCGUUGAAAUUCUUAGACUUUUUAUCACAGUUUGAAACUUAUCGCUGCCUUGACAACCUUUCGUCGCGGAAAAAACCCUCGAAAUUGAUCGGAGAGUCCGUAGAUGAGCGAAACCCGGGACACCCUGUGUACCGCAUCGACAAAUCGUAUUUCUUCAACCGCGAUAUUAUCAGCCGCAAGAAGAUACAGACGCCGAGAUAGAGGGACGCAAAAGUGUGUAGCGCGUAACGACACGGACGCUUUUAGCUUCGGAAAUUCAGUGAACGAUUGCAUACGAUACGAUAACUAGUGUGAUAAUAAAUGCGAUACGAUGAAAUAAAUAAUUAAAAAGGAAUCCACUCGAGAAAUUACAACAAGCGAAGCUCUGGAAAAAUCACCUGAUUCGCGCUUAAAUCAUAUGUUUAGCGUAUACUAUAAUUUUACGAUUUCUCAGCUCUUUCCGAAAAUGUUCUUCAUAGUUUCAUGUCGUUUUCAAGCCUCUGGUUACAAUCUUAAAUAAAUUGCAAAUACAAGUUUAAAUAAAUGAAUUUUCAUAGCUAAUGUUUCAAAAUGAUUUCGAAUCGUCUUCGAAAGAUCAACGACGAGUUACGGGGAUGGCGAAAUGUGCAAAUCGAUCCGUUAUUGCUUCUCGGUCGUGAAGAAAAAUGCUCUGAUUAUUUCGGAUUAUCGCUCGCUUGUAUCGAAGGCACAAUUCCCCGAGAGAUCGCCGCAAACUUUUGCGUCCGGUCGUCGCUGACAGCGUAGAGUAGAGAACCGGAAAUUCAAGGCAGACUCCAGACCGCUGAGUAAGAUACACAUCUUUUUUAGCAGGAAGAAGAGAGAGAUCACGCGUAACACAAAGAGAAACUAAGGAGAAAAAAAAAAGAUAUACACAACUGUUGACAAUACUAUGCUUGAGAAUCGUAUUGACACAUAUGUAAUGUACCUAAUAAAUAUAUAAAACAAGA
Molecule: messenger RNA, 17896 nt
Organism: Vollenhovia emeryi
Lineage: Eukaryota; Metazoa; Arthropoda; Insecta; Hymenoptera; Formicidae
Gene: unc-13
Exons: 21
Coding region: 3953-13330 (3125 amino acids)
Biological process (GO): dense core granule priming; synaptic transmission, glutamatergic; neuromuscular junction development
Cellular component (GO): presynaptic membrane; synaptic vesicle membrane; presynaptic active zone cytoplasmic component
Molecular function (GO): calmodulin binding; diacylglycerol binding; phospholipid binding
Source: RefSeq, a predicted model, not a curated record